Amaranthus tricolor (Joseph's coat) is the source of this 1506-nucleotide messenger RNA. Its product is annotated as WRKY transcription factor 23-like. The record is from RefSeq and is a predicted model, not a curated record. The coding region runs from base 239 to 1330 and encodes 363 amino acids. Gene Ontology annotation, molecular function: sequence-specific DNA binding; DNA-binding transcription factor activity. The transcript is spliced from 3 exons. NCBI's taxonomy places the organism in Eukaryota, Viridiplantae, Streptophyta, Magnoliopsida, Caryophyllales, Amaranthaceae. Gene Ontology annotation, biological process: regulation of DNA-templated transcription.
GUACUUUUAUUACGAAAUCAUCCAAUUUAAAAAUUUGCGUGUUUUAGUGCCAAUAAUCCAAAUUAUAAUCUCUAUUACAAUCACCCCUCCUUUCAAAUCUCUCUCUUAAGUUCCUUUUAAUUUCAUCUCUAUUAUCCACCACCCCUCUCUCUCAUCUUUAAUUUAAGGAGAGUAUCUAGAGAGAAAAUCAUUUUUAGGUGAAAACACAAAGCUCAAAACUUUGAAAGUUAAAAAAAAAAUGGAGAUGAAAGAAGCAUUAAAGAUUGAAACUUUGAAAGAAGGAACUUCACUUAGUACUAGUAUUAAUAAUAAUUAUCAUCAUUUUAAUGAAAAUAAUCAUCCAUCAUCAUCAACAUCAUUAGAUUUUCAUGUUUUUGAGAAGAUUUGUUGUUCAUCAUCUUCAACAACAUCAAAUAAUACAGGGUUUAUGGAGUUAUUAGGUAUGCAAGAUUUGAUUAAUGUUAACCCUUCUUUGUUUGAUAUGAUGAUGAUAGAUGGUUAUGGUGGAAAUCAUGAUGAUGAAGUUUUCCAUAGUUCCCUAGACCCUCCUGCACCUGAUCCUACCCCUCCUCUUCCAACUUCUAAUGUGAAUCUAGAAGCUUCUGAGGGGGUUAAUAAUAAUCUUCCUACAACCCCCAACUCUUCUUCUAUAUCCUCUGCUUCUAAUGAAGGUCUUAAUGAUGAACUACAACUAGAUGAUGAUGAUGAAGAAGAAGAACAAAAGGCCAAAAAACAAUCCACAAAAGCUAAAAAGACAAAUCAGAAACGGCAGAGGGAGCCAAGAUUUGCGUUCAUGACAAAGAGUGAAGUUGAUCAUCUAGAAGAUGGGUAUCGAUGGAGAAAGUAUGGUCAAAAAGCUGUGAAAAACAGCCCUUUUCCAAGGAGUUACUACCGUUGCACUAGUCAAUCGUGUAAUGUAAAGAAAAGGGUAGAGAGGUCUUACACCGAUCCAUCCAUUGUGGUUACAACCUACGAAGGUCAACACACUCACCCUUGUACCGUUCUACCACGUGGCGUUAUAUCGGAUUCCAAUUUUGGUUCGGGUUUUAGUGUCGGUGCAACCUCUCCAUUUGCCUUGCCAAUGCAAAUGACUAACAAUCAAUUUCAAUUAAAUUGUCUUACAACUCUAAUUCCUCAACUUAACCAAUUUGCUAAUAUUCCUACUCAAAAUAAUUCAAAUUUAAGUGGUGUUAGUCCUACUUGUUCAUUAUUAGCUUCCCAAGAAAAGAACAUUUCUCGAGCUGUAUCUGCACCACUAAACGCUACUUUAUUUAGAGAUUAUGGGCUUCUUGAAGAUAUACUUCCUUCAAUCAUGAAGAAAGAAGAGUAAAUUAAUGAUCCUUUAUAUAUAUUUUUGGUGUAGUUUUCUUUUUUUUUUUUUUAAUGAUUAGGUAUGUAAUUUAAGUAGUAUCCUGUCAUUAAUCCUAGCUAGUGUAAUAUUUGAUGUAGAAGAUCCUUUAUCAAUUAUCAUAUAUAUUAAAAGUAUUUCCCAUAAGAGGUAUUUCA